AUGCCCACUCCGCUGGAUAACAUGAUGAGGUCAAAGAACAUGGUCUUAGCCUUUGGUGGAGCUGUCGCCGCAGCAGCAGUUUGGAGUAUCUGGGGCGGCGAUAUUUUCCCUGCCGAACCAGACCCCAAGGGGAAGCCUGAAGAAUGGACGAGGGAAGAGAUGAGACGGUGGUUGGCAGCUAGAAAUCUGUUCCCGGGUGAGAAUGACACUAGGGAGGAGCUGCUGGCCCGUGUGUUGGCCAACAUGAGGAUCCCAAGGUCUUGA
This is a messenger RNA of Clonostachys solani, 264 nucleotides long. The record is from the annotation of a GenBank genome assembly. NCBI's taxonomy places the organism in Eukaryota, Fungi, Ascomycota, Sordariomycetes, Hypocreales, Bionectriaceae.